AAACACCUCCCUCCAUGCGCUCUCUCGCUCUCUCUUUCGCUAACACACACAUAGGCACCCACUCACCAUGGGCUUCUUCGACCUAAACAUCCCCUACUACGAAUCCGACAGACACAUAGCAUUCACCGACAAGUCCGCCCUCAAAACCACGCGCUUGAAGCUCACAAUCAAAGCCAUGGAGCUCGGGUACGUAGGAAUCGCUUAUAACCGUACGAUCAAGGGCGUCAUGGCCGAAACCGACCGUUGCUCCAUCUCUCCUUUUCCUCUCUCCUCUAUCCUCAAGCUCGCGCCUUCCAUCUCUUCCUCUGUGAAGUUUCACCGUGAGUUGUUAGAUGUUCCAGUUUCGACGCCGUUUCGGCAGUACACGCGACUGACGGUGGUUGUGGAGAAUUCGGCUCAGGCCUCGGCACUAAAUUCGGGGAAUCCGGUACUCAAGAGUUAUGAUAUCGUCGCGGUGAGGCCCGUAAAUCAGAUUUCGUUUGAACAAGCUUGUCAGGCUUCGGAGGUGGAUUUGAUUGCGAUUGAUUUUUCGGAGAAGUUGCCGUUUAGAUUGAAGCAGCCCAUGGUAAAAGCUGCAGUUGAGCGUGGUCUGUUUUUUGAAAUUACAUACUCCCGGCUUAUUGUGGAUGCACAAGUUAGGAGGCAGAUGAUAUCUAAUGCCAUGCUACUAGUGGAUUGGACUCGAGGAAAGAAUUUGAUUGUCUCAAGUGCUGCCCCUUCUGUAACUGAGCUUAGAGGGCCAUAUGAUGUUGCAAACUUGUCAUCUCUGCUUGGGCUCUCUAUGGAACGUGCUAAAACUGCUAUUUCCAAAAACUGUAGAUCACUUAUUACCAGUGCUUUGAGGAAAAAGCAUUACUACAAGGAGGCCAUCAGGGUGGAACCUCUAUCAUCUGGUGGAGAGAUUGAUACCAAGGAACGUGUGUUUGAUGACUGGCUGAAAUGGGAUCCUAUCUCUAGUGGUGAUGGUGAUUUGCUAUUAGAUGACAUGGAAAAGUUUUUCUGUGGUUCCAAUAAAGUAUCUAAAACUGUGAAAGCCAUUGAUUUUACUUCAGUUGUGGAUAAUUUGCCAUCACAUGGUUUGCAAAUUAAGAAUUUGAUAUCUGCAACGAAGGCGGCGUCAGUGCCACCAGAUAUUUGUAAAAACUUGUUUGCUGUCACAAAUGUGAAACCGGUAGCAAUUCGUGGUGUAUCUGAACAGCCAGAAAGACUUAAUCUCCCAAGUGAAGAGGAUCAGAAUUCAUUGAAUGAUAUUUCAAUGAAACAUCAAAUCUCUGGCUCUGUCUCUUUUUCACCAACUGGUAAUCUGAAUGGUUUCACUGAUAAUGAGAUUAUUGGAAUCCAGACUGCCACCAUUGAGGAUGAACCAAAGAUUUCAAAUGGGUUGGAUGUAUACUUUCCAUCUACUGAAGUGGGAAUGCAUGAUUUCCAAUCACAAAGUUUCAUAACUAAGUGUGAAGCACAAGUUAUGUGCACAGAUACUGCAACAGUUCACACUUUGCCGAAAGAUAUUGAAUUUGCUCCUGUAUGUGAUGAUUUGGCUACUGCAGGAAUUUCCAUUCUAUCCAUGGAUGUUAACUCCUUAGCUCUUCCGUGUGAUGAGACUAAGAGGUCUGAUAGCUUGGAUGUAGACUUAGGUGUACAAGAUGUUGUAAUGGAUGAAAGAUUAGUUAAGAAAGAUUCUAAAAGCAAAGAAGAGAUUAUUUUGGCCUCAUGUGAUGUGUCUUCGCAUGAAGAUUCAGUUGCCAUGGUUGAUGGAUUGCCAAUAGUGGGAUCUUGUGAUGACCUGAAAAAUAAGAAUGAUCAUUCAGUUACAAAUGGCGAGCCAGUGGAGGACGUAGCAAUUGAAGAGCAAACUGAAAUAGAUCAUAUUGGAAGGAAUUCUUGUAUAUUGGAUGAAUCUCUAUCGGGGAAAUUCAGAGUAAAACAAAAGAGUUGUCAUCGAGCUUUUUUAUUUCCUUUCAAGCAUUUGUUGAAUCCUGUAUCUUUCAAGAAGAAAGCUAGGAAGGUUAAAAGGAAACACAACCAUUUAAGGUAUCCCUCUUAAGUUAUUCUUAUUGAUCAUCAUAUGUAUUAUAGCUGAGGAUGCUGCCAUUCUUUCUAGUUUGUAUACCAUUUAGGUUGAUGAGUUAUAGUUCUACAUAGACUCCUGUUUGGGUUAUAAAAUUUACUUUCAACAUCAAUUUUUGUUGUAGAUGAAAAUACUUAUUUCUUGAGCUUUUGUUAAAAAAAAUUGCCG
This is a messenger RNA of Ilex paraguariensis (yerba mate), 2236 nucleotides long. Lineage: Eukaryota; Viridiplantae; Streptophyta; Magnoliopsida; Aquifoliales; Aquifoliaceae. The record is from the annotation of a GenBank genome assembly.